GAAGCUAUUAUUGCUGUCACAGCACUGACAAAGCAACUUUGCAGUACUAUUAUCUUAGUUUAAACAUGGCAAGUUCUUCUGUAAAACAACAAUUAUUAGGUGCUGGAGAUCUUGUUAAAGUUCUUGAUUUAUUGAAGGACCAUGGUUAUGCUGGUGUUGAUUAUUAUGAUCUUGGUCUCCAACUGGGUCUGCUUCCUCGUACACUUGAUAUUAUUAAUCAGAAUAAUCGUGGAGAUGUUAAUGGUGGUCUAAUAGAGUGUUUGAAUGCAUGGUUGAAGCAAAAUGAUGAUGUAAAAAGUAAAGGUGGCCCAACUUAUGAUUCACUAAUACAAGCUUUGAGGAAGAUGAGAGAGAAUGCUGUAGCUGAUGGGAUCAAUGAAAAUUGUGGCACUAUGGCUCAGCAAGCACCUGCAAACCUGGUCUCACCAUCAGUACCAUCUUCCAAGGUUGUAGAUAAAGAAAAAGCAAAAAAAGUGUUACGUAAAAACUUUGAUAAGCUUUCUGCUAUCCUGGCAGCUCCAAAUAACCUUUCACCCAUCAUCAUGAGUUUGUAUGCUAAAGAACUAAUUACUGAUGCAACUUCCACGGAAUGUAUGAAUGCUGGCAGACCAGUACAUGAUAGAUGUGCUUCACUAUUGUUUGCUCUUAGAGCUACCAUUGAUCGGAAACCUCAGGCAAUGAUAGCUUUAAUUGAAGUAUUAAAAAAUAAUGAAGCAUUCAAAGAUGUUGCUAAGGAAAUGGAACUGUCAUUGUAUUGAAAACUAUUUUUUCUUGAGCUUUAUUUUAGUAAUUUUAGAGCUACUUUUGUGUUAUUAUUUUAUUUUUGCUAAGCAUAUAGGGCAUGCAUAGCCUGACCAUAGUUGUGGCAUAGAUACUUAAUAUUAUUAUACCCUUUAAAAUAAAUGAAAAGUAGAAUGAAUUAAAAAC
Molecule: messenger RNA, 927 nt
Organism: Amphimedon queenslandica
Lineage: Eukaryota; Metazoa; Porifera; Demospongiae; Haplosclerida; Niphatidae
Exons: 3
Coding region: 66-758 (230 amino acids)
Biological process (GO): signal transduction
Molecular function (GO): protein binding
Source: RefSeq, a predicted model, not a curated record